This is a messenger RNA of Rhea pennata, 4352 nucleotides long. RefSeq names its product intraflagellar transport 57 (gene IFT57). Lineage: Eukaryota; Metazoa; Chordata; Aves; Rheiformes; Rheidae. The record is from RefSeq and is a predicted model, not a curated record. Gene Ontology annotation, cellular component: cilium; Golgi apparatus; intraciliary transport particle B. Gene Ontology annotation, biological process: non-motile cilium assembly; intraciliary transport. Bases 945 to 1979 code for a protein of 344 amino acids. The transcript is spliced from 11 exons.
CUUUUACGCUUAUUUAGAUACUCCUGCCUCUUGCUCACCAGCUAGUUGAGGGACAUGGGAAGGGGAAGAGGUUUGGGGAAUUUUGGAGCAAGGAACUGGAUGCAUUUCUGUUGCCAGGAAGAAUCUUUGAGGCUGUUAGGGAAGGAACAGGAGGUAGGAUUUCUGUUGUAUAAUGGCAUGGGUGAGGACUGUAUGCAGACACAGGACAUGUCCCUCCAGGCAACCAAGCUUUGUUAAAUUUGCUGUCUCCUCCGCACAGAAGUGUCAUUCAAGUUUUUGUGUGGUCACUUGGAGGAAUAGAAAAAUCUUUUUAUAACAUGAGGAAGCAUAUUCAUAUGACCCCAAUACAGAUACUUUUCUUUGAGAUAUUUGUAUAGACCUCUUUUACUGGAGAGAAGGAAGCAUUUCUGAAGCAUUUUUUAACUUCUUCUAAAGUAAAUAAGAGAGAGAUGAGACAAAUCCACCAUGGCUUCCUGUGUCAUGGGUACAAGUAUAAAGCUUUAGCAGUAGAUCGUAUUCAUACUGGUUUUAGAAUAGAUUAGUUGUUGUGUGGCAUUGACAGUAGUUCUCAGGUAAUUUUAAUAACCCAUUCUUAUGAUGGUUUAAAAGUUAAAUUUUCUCUUGCGCUUUAAGUCCUCUUCCCUGUGAAAACUGCCUCAGAUUAAACAAAGCCAGUUCGUCUCAUUCGUGGACGACAAGGUAUUGAUGAUUAUGAGUCUAUGACUUUUAAUUCCUUUUGAGCUUUUAAAAAUAUGUUAUGUUAUGCAAGUGACAUUUGAAUGACUCCUUUCUGUAGAACCUUAAUUGCUUGGUGAUAUUUUACGGAAUGAUGGAGUGGAUUCUGCAUCCCUAAAAGUCAAUGGGAACAGAAUUGACCUCAACUUAUUUCAAGGCUGUUCAGGCACUACUUUGCACUGCCCACUAAUCCUGGUGAGCAGUUCUUUAUGUUUUGUACACUUGCUGCUUGGCUGAUCACUAAAGCAGGACAUCCCUUCGAACAGCCACAAGAAUAUGAUGAUCCCAAUGCAAUAAUAUCAAAAAUACUCUCAGAACUGCGGUCAUUUGGAAGGCCUGUGGAUUUUCCUCCCUCAAAAUUAAAGGCAGGUUAUGGAGAACAGGCAUGCUACGUUCUGGACUGUUUAGCUGAAGAAGCCUUGAAAUACACUGGCUUUAGCUGGAAAAGACCAAUAUAUCCAACAGAAGAGCUAGAAGAAGAGGAAAUAACAGAAGAUGAUGCAGAAUUAACGCUCAAUAAACUGGAGGAGGAAGUUGUGGAAGAAGAGUCAGACAGUGAAGAAAACUUCAUCGAUCUGAAUGUUCUAAAGGCACAAUCUUACAAAUCAGACAUUAAUGAUUCUGCGAAGCAAGAAGAGAUUUUGGAGUCCACGACAGAUGCAGCAGAGUGGAAUCUGGAAGUGGAACGUGUGCUUCCACAGCUGAAAGUUACAGUCAGGACUGACAAUAAGGAUUGGAGGAUCCAUGUAGAUCAAAUGCAUCAGCAUAAAGAUGGAAUUGAAUCUGCUUUGAAAGAAACUAGGGGUUACCUUGACAAACUUCAUAAUGAAAUCAGCAGAACAUUGGAAAAGAUCAACAGCAGGGAAAAGUACAUCAACAAUCAGUUAGAGCAUUUGGUUCAAGAAUACCGUUCAGCACAAGCCUUGUUGAGUGAGGCUAGAGAGAAGUACCAGGAGGGAAGUGGAGGAGUAACCGAGAGGAUUAAAGUGCUUUCAGAGAUUACAGAAGUAUUAGAGAGAGUAAAGCAGGAAAUGGAAGAGAAAGGAAGCAGCAUGACUGAUGGUGCUCCUCUAGUGAAGAUUAAACAGGCCUUAACAAAACUGAAGCAAGAAACUAUUCAGAUGGACAUACGAAUUGGUGUAAUGGAACACACCUUACUCCAGUCAAAGCUAAAAGAGAAAUCAAAUAUGACUAGAGAUAUGCAUGCAACAGUGAUUCCAGAAACCACAGUAGGUGCCUAUUAAAAUUGUUUGGAACUGACUUGAUUUGCCCAAAAUACAGUUUUCCAUCAUUUGCUUUUCUGUUAUUUUGGAUAUUUUUUCCUUUUGUUUUUCUACUUUGGUGGGUUUGGGGUUUUUUGUUUGUUUUUUUUAACAAGGUGCUUGUUGUGCACUUUUAAGUAACAUUAUGCACACUUUGGACUCAACAUGGACCUACAUUUAGUUUUUUGCUUUAAAGAUUUACUGCAAAUGUCUUACAAAUAUACUAAUAAAUUCUUAUUAAUGAACAUGUCUACUUCAUUGUAGAAUGCUAAGGAAUGUGAAAGUGUAUAGAAUUUUACUGACACAGCCUGUAAUCUUUAAACCUGAUUAGAUAUUCUACAGUGCUGAAGGAAAAUUGCUUGCAAAGGACUUGAAAGGAAUUCAAAAUGUCUAUUAUUGCCAUUUACAUAUAUUAAAGUAUUUAAUUGCUGAUAUUGAAAUAAUACAGCAUUACCCUUCCUAAAAGCCUGAGUCAAAUUUGAUUUCAGCUGCAAGUCAAAGUAAAUUGUUGCUUCCACUUGAAGUUUAUGAACCGAGCAUAGUAAUCUAAAAUGUUGAUUUCAAGUCACUGGGCCCCACUGAAAAUCGGACUGUGGUUGAAAGGCAAUCACUGGUUAGCAUCAUGACUCCAGGAAGAUCUUUAUGUGUAUGAUCAAUGAAGAUGAAUGUGAUCUAGUGUUUACUGAUCUGACAUUCACAUGAAACGUGGGCUCCAUUCCCUGCAUGACUUUGGUUUACUCAUGGAGUGGCCCUUUUCCUUAGCCCUGUGGUGGGUGGAUAUGUAAUGUUUCCGUCAAGACCUGUUCUACUGGUAUUUCUCUGAAAUUCUGAGUAUUUAAAAUUAUUCACAAUUAGGAUGAAGCAAGAAGGUUUCUGUAUAUGUCACUAUUGGAUGCAUGUUCCCAAGCUGUUACAAAUUCUUUUCUCUGUGUCUGUUGUACAGCCUUGAAUUUAUUCUGACCUUGAUGUCUGGAUAACAUAAAUAAGUUUACUGUUAUGUUUCCAUAAGGACAAAGGUGCAAAGCAGAAACUAGACAGUAGUUGCAGGGGGCACACAACAUGACACACUCCACACUAGUGCUGGGACAAUUUUGGUGUGUUCCUAUGGCAGGUCAGAGCCACAGCUGAGCCCUGUACAACUUUGUGAAUGCACAACCCCAUUCCUCACUUUUUUUUCUUUUUUGGAGUAGUCGUCUGACAUGGAUGUUCUUUGUAGUUAUUUUUAUUUUUACAUUGCCUGUAACAGAAGCAAUAAAAAGAUAAUCUACGCAAAGGCCAGAAAAUGUGAAAACUGAUGUGGAGAUCGCUGCUGGCUUUCUGUUUUUCCUUUUGGUAUCAUCACUGUAUUUCAGAAUCGCUUUGUAUUAGCAUUGAGUCAAAUGUUGCUUUCACUUGCAGCAUACAUAAAGCCCCAUUGACUUCAUUUGGAUUAUUCUUGAUUUCUGUCAUUGUCAGAACACUUAACUUUGAUCUCUGUCAGGUAUAAAUGUUACCAAAUCUAGAUGUAUAAUAUAAAAUGAAAUAAAAAUAUAGAGAGAUGGGGCUGGAAACGUCAUGGCAACAGUGAACUCUUUCUCUUGGUAAACAUGAGCUAGAAAGUGGUUCUAGAGGUUAUAAGCUAAUGGAGUGUGGAGUGAAGAACAAGCCAUAUUAAUAUACUAGUACGUCCUUUGGAUUACUAAUGUUUGUAAACCAUAGACAAAAUUGUUAGAAUUCCAGUUAUAUCAAAUUCCUCCCCUAACUUCUGUAGGUAAUUCCACUCAUCUUGCAACAGUUUCUCACUCAAAAGCAAAUUUGUCACAUCAGCAGUAUUUUGUAGAAACAAUGGAUGUGUCCUGUGUAAAACAAAAAGACGCUUGACCUACAGUCAGUCAGUCCCAUGGGUGUCAAGUUUCUCAACUUUGUGCUUCAGUAUUUCAUUUGCAAAAAACAAAACUCCCCAAAACAAAAACAAAAAACACCCCCGCAGAUUUUAAUAAAUGAAAAGCAAUAUGUAAAUGCUGAAUAUUAUAAUUUACCUGUGCAAGCAGCUGCCAAAAAUCUCUAUGAAUCACACCUAGAAAUCAGUUUCCAACCUCUUUGCUGCCUACCUAUAUCCUCCUACAUCCAGCUUAAAUUAGAAAAGUUAUUAUUCAUGUUCCCUUUAUAAGGUGGUGUUGCUACUGCAUAUUUACUUUAACAGUGGGUUUAUUUCAACUUAGGAUAAAGCAAACCCUUCUGCAUUGCCUGCAAAGCACACAAAUGCUUUAGGAUUGCUGUAUAAAUGCUGUUUAUGUAAAUUCUUUUCCCCCAAACUACUCCUUUGUGCUAAUACAACAAAUAAAUUUAAUAAAAACCUUGCCUUAUGUUGAUCAA